Molecule: messenger RNA, 2947 nt
Organism: Coregonus clupeaformis (lake whitefish)
Lineage: Eukaryota; Metazoa; Chordata; Actinopteri; Salmoniformes; Salmonidae
Gene: rnf6
Product: ring finger protein (C3H2C3 type) 6
Exons: 4
Coding region: 72-2273 (733 amino acids)
Biological process (GO): ubiquitin-dependent protein catabolic process; protein ubiquitination; positive regulation of DNA-templated transcription
Cellular component (GO): nucleoplasm; cytoplasm
Molecular function (GO): ubiquitin protein ligase activity
Source: RefSeq, a predicted model, not a curated record
GGCUACAUUGUAAUCAGAGCGGAGAGGGAAGCAAACGCGUCGAUAUUACAGCUGCUGUGUCAGCGGUUUCCAUGGUGAUGGACCCUGCUGGCGGGCGAGACGAGCUGCGGCGUCAGGCAGAGCGUCUUCGACGGGAGGAGGCGUACUAUCACUUCAUCAACGAGCUGAGCGAGGAAGAGUACCGCCUCAUGAGAGACAGCAACCUGCUGGGCACACCUGGUGAAGUGACAGCGGAGGAGCUGCGGCAGCGCCUGGACGGGGCAAAGGAGCGCGUGUCAUCUCAGCCCCGCCCUGAACCACACCCACAGAACACUGAGGCCGGAGAGGAGGAGGGGAGCAGCGGUGAGGGGGAGGAGAGCGAGGGAGGGGCAGCUACUGCUGAGCCGGGAGCAGAGGCGUCUAACGGCGACUCACUGCUGGAGUGGCUGAACACCUUCCGACGCACCGGGAACGCCACGCGCAGCGGCCAGAGCGGCAACCAGACGUGGCGCGCGGUCAGCCGCACCAACCCCAACAGCGGAGAGUUCCGCUUCAGCUUGGAGAUCAACAUCAACCAUGAGCAGCCAGAGCCAGGGGAGCACAGUGAUGCCCCCGACCCCUCAGAGCUGUCCCCUGUCCCCCCUCCAUCCACAGCCUCCUCAGCCUCCAUACGCACUGCCCCCUACACCCCCUCCACUCGCCCCUCACCCUACACCCCUGCCCGGCCCUCCCCCUAUCCCUCACCUCGAGCUACCCUGGGCAGGAGGGCUCAGAUCCGCCGUACACGCAGUAGUACCACCAUACCUCCUCUGACUCCCGCACCCCUCACCACACCCCUGUUCCCCCCUACUGCUCUAAGGGGUACAGCAGCCCUCCACCUUCCACCACCCCUAGUCCCCAUCACCCCCCCUACCCUUCAGGAUCAAAUAAGCCCUCCACAGCUCCAACCCCCAAGCGGGUCUUCCUCCCCAGGGGAGGGGCAGGAGGAGGACUGCCCCCGUGUACCGCCCCAGUCUGGCCCCCAGGUGGCGUCUGUGGGGCGUGAGCCGCGCAGCAGCAGGACUCGAUCCCGCGGCCGGAUCCGCAGGCCUGCAGCAGGAGGUGGGACUUCCUCCCGGUCGUCUAGGAGACGUAGCCGCUCCCCUCUUCAGAGAAACCCCACCCCUAACUCGGCUACCUUGUCCCCUAGUGGUGGGAGUGAAAAUGGUGUCUCUAAUAAUGGCCACUCUGCCGAGCCCGGCCAUGGAACUGCUUCUGUCUCCAUGGAGACCGGUGAGGCCGUGUCAGAGCCGGCUGUACUAACAGAGCCUGGCCCAGAGGCAGGUGAGCAGGAGGGAGAGGCGCAUAUGGCCGGGUCGGGGGGUGCAGGAGGGGUGCGGCGCCACCCCACCAUCAUGCUGGAUCUGCAGGUGCGGCGCAUCCGACCGGGAGAGAACCGGGACCGGGACAGCAUCGCCAGCCGUACCCGUUCCCGCGCCCGCGCCGCCGAGAACACUGUCACCUUUGAAAGCGACAGUGGGGGCUUCCGGCGCACCAUCUCCCGCUCGGAGCGGGCCGGGAUCCGGACCUACGUCAGCACCAUCCGGAUCCCUCUGAGGAGGAUCAGUGAGACGGGCCUGGGGGAACCCAGCUCCACUGCCCUGCGCUCCAUCCUCAGACAAAUCAUGACUGGCUUCGGAGAGCUCAGCUCCCUCAUGGAGACAGAGGCUGACUCUGAGACCACCGAGGGCACGCCCGGUCACCAGGACCCUGCAGGACCCAAUGCUAACACCAACACCACACAGACCUACCGUAGCCACGGUAACGAGAGUGGAACUGUGGCGGGAGGCCAGGCAGGAGGGGCAGAGACGGAGAGAGAGGGGGCGGCAGGGGCCGAGGAGGUAGAAGGAGGGCAGGGGAGGUUAGGCGGGAGUGGCGACGGUGUAGUCCCAACCCCCGACGAUGGUCGGCCGAUGAGCAGGGACACAAACAACCUGGUAGAGAACGGCACGCUGCCCAUCCUGCGGCUGGCCCACUUCUUCCUGCUCAACGACGAGGAGGACGAGGAACACUCUCGCGGCCUGACCAAAGAGCAGAUCGACAUACUGGCCACGCGCACCUACGGCCAGGCCAGCCUGGAGGGGGAGGCGGGGCGCGCCUGCAGCGUCUGUAUCAACGAGUACGCCCAAGGGAACAAGCUGCGCCGCCUGCCCUGCGCCCACGAGUUCCACAUUCACUGCAUCGACCGCUGGCUCUCUGAAAACAACACCUGCCCCAUCUGCAGGCAGCCCAUCCUCCCCGUGCACCAGGACUGACCCUGCCCUGACCCCUUGAACCCCCUGACCCCAGACCACCACCGGCUCCACCUCGCCCCCUGCUGGCUGAACUGAGCAUGCCCGAGCGGAGCGGACAGUACAUGUACAUAGCGCUUUAAUGUUUUCAUUUACCAUUGAAAUAUUCAUUGUGUUCAAGCUGAGAAAUGGUAGAACCCAAAGGGGGGGGGGACUAAUGCAGAGAAUUAACAAAGCGUUAUUUUUGUAGACUUAUUUUCAGCACCUUGUUUUAUUUUUUUAAUUUGUUUUUUCUUGUCUUGCUUCUGUUACGAUGCUUCUGAGGUCCACAUUUACAGAUAGCACUUACGCUUAAAGAGCUACUAUAGCUAGCCGCUGCUGAUCAACUCUUUCACCUGAUACGCUGUGUCACCAUGUCACAAACGGACUACAGCAAUCAGUCAGUCGCUUCUGUAGAUUUGAUUUGGUUGACAAUGUGUAAAUAUGUCACCGCCGUCUGUGUUUUGGGGUUGAGAACAGAAAGUCAUCCUCCUUGCAUUUUAAGCAGAAAACAUUUAUUAAGUAAGAGCUAAUAUUGGAAUUCUCCAUUUUAAAGCUCCAACAUCCCUUUUAAAGUGUAUUCUAUCAUUUGUAUUUGUUUAGACAAAGGCUAUUGUGGAUUCUAUUUGACUUUUUAAUUAAAUUUGACUUGGCCAGUG